Apis laboriosa (Himalayan honeybee) is the source of this 8272-nucleotide messenger RNA. RefSeq lists its product as uncharacterized. The transcript is spliced from 17 exons. The coding region runs from base 990 to 5630 and encodes 1546 amino acids. The record is from RefSeq and is a predicted model, not a curated record. NCBI's taxonomy places the organism in Eukaryota, Metazoa, Arthropoda, Insecta, Hymenoptera, Apidae.
GGGAUGUGUCACGGACACGCGUGUGUCACGAUCGCGCAUACAUUUAUGUCGUGACUGGCCAGAAGGCGCCGUGGCGGGACGAAAGGGGGCGGCAUUCGAGGCUUAGGAGAGCAGACAGGCGCGUAGAUAGGCCAGCUCACGGUGGAGUUUCCGCAGCGAGCUACGGAAUCAUCCCAUGCUCAUAGGUCGCCGCGUGUUGCUCGCGUUCAGAGAGUUCCUCGUCGAUGGUCACGCGAUGUGUCAACGCGAAUAGUGACCGUCAGAGCCAACACUUGACAACGCCACUCGAUCGUAACUCGUUCGAAUAUGAUGGUGCAAUGAAUUCUUACGGAGUUUAAUCGCACGACAGCUUCUAUAGAUAAAGAAAAUCCCGCGUAACUCCGUUUGCAAACUGGUUGUCAGUAUCGAGACGACACGACGAGCUGCUGUGCCUGCUACUCGUGGUGGCGAGUGGCAGUGGUAGUGGUGGUCGUAGCGGUAGUGGUGGUUUCCUAUCGUGGUGGUGUCCGUUGGCAGUCGAGAAUCGUAUCGUGGUGGUGGUGGUGGUAGUGGUGGUGCUGUCAGAGUAGUGCUGCGCCUCGUUCGACGACGGUGGCGAGGGAGAGAAGGAAAAGUGGCCCUCGAGGUUACGAGGCCAGAGGAGAAAGUGGGUGUUGCCGGAGUGACAACGGGAGGAUCAUCCGGGUCCUCGACGCCAGGACUCGUGGAACAGAGGAAUCGGUGUGUAGGAUGCUCGUCGGUCAUCGCUCUAGGAGUCGACGUCUCCUAACCGAGAGCCUGAUCCUUGAUCGUGUGCCUCGUUGCCUCGGACGUUGAAAGGUGGGGACAGGAUGGCAGGAAGGAGCCGGGAACCUCGGCCAGAUCCUGAACGACAGUGUUCAUCCCUCGUGAAUCGUCGCGACGUGCGGAGCUGGUCUUCGUUCGAUUAAAGGGGAGGAUUGGAAGGACGAAGGGUGGAGAGGGGUGGCGUCGCGAGCGGCGUGAUCGAGAUGAGCGAUCUACAGGCCACACUCGAGUUCUCCCUCGAGCUUUGCAAGUUCUACAAUGUCGACCUGUUCCAGCGUGGGUAUUACCAGAUACGAACCGCCCUCAGAGUGUCGCCGAAACUGCCUGUCAAGGUGGAGGUUAACCAGCUGCGGAAUCACUCGUUGGAGGCGCCAGGGACGAGCAAGCGUUUUCAGAUCCUCUACAGAAACGAGGAGGUGACACUCGGCACCUCGGUCCUAUUCCGUGCUCACGUGCUCGUGCACAGUCACAAGAUCGAGGAGGUGCUUUCCCGAACCCACUUCAAUCUCGGCGUCGAGCUAUGGUUCAGCGAGCCAACGCAGCCUGGGAACAUGGCCUGCGUGUCCUCUAGGGCGUUGCAGCUGAACUUCGCGCCCACGAAGGGACUUCACUAUCAUUUGCCGGUGCUCUUCGAUUACUUUCAUCUUGCCGCAGUCUCCAUCACGAUCCAUGCCUGUCUCGUGGCCCUUCAUCAACCCUACAUCAAGAAGAGCAUACUUCAUUAUGUGCAGAGCUGCGCGCCGCGUGGAGGGAAGCCGUGGCUGCAAUUUAAACAGUCUGCAGCGAACGGAGACAACAAUGCCCAGUUAGGAAAUAUCGAAACGACGACGAGAUGCGUCGGCUCGGCCACGAGAAUCCAACACGCGAAACUGGUUCAACAGGAAGUAAUCAGGUUACUUUUGGCCGCAAGGGAAUCUUUGCUCAACGACUUGGCCGAUUUAGCGCGGUUGCUACCUUCUUGCCAGCAAAGGGCGCUCGAGCUCGCUCAGAACACGCACAAAGAAAUUACCAAGUUGCAGAUGAUGGACACGGAGGAAACCGAUAUCGCUCAACUCUGCGCACAAAAUAUCGUUCUCUGGCAACACUUUUUGGAGGUGUUCUCAGGGCGUGAAGCCGUUCAUCAGCACCUUGCGAGGAUCCAUCAUCAAUUGAGGGUGAAACGUUUCGCGGAAGGUUUCUUCGUGUUGGAGAAUCCCAGGACAUCUGCGUGGGGUUGUUACGACGCGAAUUAUCAGUCGUAUCAGGCAGUGAGCGAGGCUGCACGAAGAUCGCGAUAUCUCGCCUCUUUGCCUCCAUUGCCAGUGCAUUGUCCGGAAUUGGACGGAGAUCUUCAUUCCCUGCCUUUGAUCUUCGAGGAUCAGUACGUGGAUAUGAAACAGAGGCACAGAAACAGCGUUCCCGGUAUAGACGACUGCAGCUGCGGAAUCGCAGCGAUUCUCGAGUCUCGAUCCAUGGGCAUCUGGUCGCCAAGGAGCGAAGGUGCAGCCCAGGACAUCGGAUCUGUUCAAGGCCGGCUGAUGCUCACGCCUUCCACGCUUCCUGCCAGGCAUAGCAAAUCCUUGGACCAACUCGGUCCGGAUAUCGCCCAACCAGUUCAACCAAGAACCUCGCCAAAGACUCUUCCUCGAUCGGUGUCCACGCAAUUGUUCCCGAGACAAAGAGGCGGAAACCGAAACGUCACACCGCCAGCGACAGUUCCUUCGAGAGGAAGGCAAAGGUCGACAGCGCCGUCCAGUAGCACGCUUUUCCCUCCUUCAGGCCAGCAAGCCUGCUCCGCGCCAAAUCCAUCCCUUGGAUCGACACCGGUCGUCCCCUUGCCACGUGCCAAAUCCACUCAGAUGUUGGUGCUACCUGGGCAACAGGCCGAUCCUCAGAACACCUCGAUCACGUCGCUCCUUGCGGCCAUGUUUCCCGAACUGCCACCUGGUGGACAGUUGCCCGGUUACAGACCGUCGAACAAAUCGUGCGAACAAACGCUCACCGUGCCCACGUGUUUGGGAACGAUGGACCAUGGCCAGAUGACAGACUGCUGGAACGAGAAUAAGUCUCCCAACGUUGCUGAAGAUUAUCACUCCUUGGACACAAGAAGAAUUCGCCUAGAGCCACGCAGCCAUCGACUAGCAUCACGCCAACCAUUAUCCACGACUACCAACGAUCAAACCAACUUCCUCUCUAACAAGGCAAGCGUCAAUGGCGACACCUUCUUUCCAGAGCAACAGCCUCUUCACACGGCUACCCUGGACAGGGUGACGUAUCGUGGCAAUUCACGCAAACAGACUCAUCAAACGGGCGGCAAAUACAGUCAAACGAACGGACUGGAGUCUCGUAGAUACCACACGAUCGGGAAGACCGGCUCAGGAUUGAAUCAACGAAAUCGAGAGAUCCAGGAGUCGAUGAAUGGCGGAAAUGGAUUGCCUAGCAGUCACUCGAUGAUGGUCGAUCCUCUGUACAAAAGGUCGAAUUACACGUCGACUACCACGGAUUCGUUCUUCUAUCGCACCAACGGCACCAGCGGACGGACACACGGGGAGGCAGAGAGGCCCAGAAGACCGAAGAGCACGGAGAGAUUGGUGGACGACGUCGAUCGUAACGAGUACUGCGACUUCCGGAGGGAAAGGCCGAGGAGAAGAGAAGAAAGGGCCGCUGUCAAGUCGCCUCGAAACGGCGUGACACCGUGUUAUGUCGGAGAGGAGAAGCACAGGAGGCAGCAGAACGAGGAAAAUAAAAUGCAGGAAUUGACCAAUGAGAUGUUCUACAAGGUGAUGACCGCGAUGUCGGAGCCGAAGAAGGAGCAGCAUCGAGUGACUGAGAAGAGGAAGGAUAAGCACGGUCGAAGGCCGCAUUCAGCUCCUGUGCUGGACAUAGAUCAUCCGACUGAGGAGAGCAGGAAGUGCAGCCAUCGAAAUAGGAAACCGGCACCACCGCCUCCGGCUUAUCAGGACCCCGCUGUCGCUCCUUUGCCCAAGUAUCGCCCCCCACCUCCUGUACCUACCACGAACGUUCUGGAGGUGGAGAAUAAUAAUAAGAUUAUUUUGAAGGUGGAGCCCAUCAAAUCUCCCAUGGAGACGCCGGCUACGAACGGCACGACGCCUUCCGACACAUCGAGCGCCGGCGCCCCGGCGCCGAGCGUGAAAAGACUGAGAUGCGCCAGCGUGCCCGUGGCGCAGAACAAGGUGGUAGUGCCACGGAGCGCUGUUUCAUUGCCUUGCAUGCCUAUACGCGACAGCAAGGACAGCCUUAGCAACAAUCUUCCCGUCAUUCCGAACCCGCUCAGCCCGCCGUCCAGCAGACCAAGCAGCCCGACAACCAGCUCCAGCUCCAGCAACCUGACGUCCGAGUGUUCCGGUUGGGUGAGCAGCGGAGACACGUCGAGCUCGGAGCAGCGCAGGAACGCGAAGCUGUCGAGCGAGCAGCUUCGCCAGAAAUUAUCGAGGAUCGUGCCGAGGAAGGAGAGGCCACCCCCGACCAAGGAGAGCGUGGAGGAGCACUCGUACGAGGAGGUGCGCCUCCCUCCGCCGAAGAUGUUCCAGGACGAGCCACCGCCCCCCGAGGAAUUCCGCGACCCCCCUGCCAUCAUCGACAAUCCUCUUUACCACGUUUACGAAACGGUGAAACCGGUCAGGAGCCCGAAACAGACGAAAACCGCCCCCUGCAGCCCUCAGAAGAAUAGGGAGAGGGAGAGGGAGAGGGAGAGCAGGGAUCCUCCGUACGGAGCCAGGGAUAUUUGUCUGGAUUGUUAUCAGGAGGGGAAGGAGAUGUUGCAAUCGACACAGGACGAGGCGAUUAAUUUCAAGAAGUGCAAGGAGGAGUUCAAAAGGCAGAUGAGUUUCUCGGGGAAGAUAUACAGAGAACGAAAGGAAGCGCAGUUGCGUUUCCAUAAACGUGCCCAUUCCUUUGGAUACGGUGACUUCCUGACCCCGUCGUCGGUAAAACCUCUAAGAUCGAAUGUGCCUCUUAGUGAUUAUCCGACCCUGGCCUCGACCAUGCCGUACUUCCACAUCAGCAACGAGUAUCGGCUCUUCUCGCCGGAAGGUGCCCACCUCAUCAUCUGUGUCCAUGGUCUCGACGGCAAUCCAGCUGAUCUUCGUUUGGUCAAGACGUACUUGGAACUCAGUCUUCCCGGGGCGCAUCUAGAUUUUUUAAUGUCCGAGAGAAAUCAGGGUGAUACUUUCUCGGAUUUUGAUACGAUGACCGAUCGAUUGGUAGCCGAGAUUCUCCAUCACAUCGAGACAUCGGGCCUGAAUCCAACGAAAGUGAGCUUUAUCGGACAUUCUUUAGGGACCAUCAUCAUAAGAAGCGCUCUGACGCGGCCUCAAUUACGACCGCUUCUUCCACGUUUACAUACCUUUCUCAGCCUAAGCGGUCCACACUUGGGUACACUGUAUAACACCAGUGGAUUAGUUAAUGCAGGUAUGUGGUUCAUGCAGAAACUGAAGAAAUCCGGCUCGUUGUUACAAUUGGCCAUGAAAGACGCGUCGGAUGUCAGACGAUCGUUCAUGUUCCGCCUCAGCCAGAAGAGCAAUCUCGAAAAGUUCAAACACGUCCUCCUGUGCGGUAGCGCGCAGGAUCGAUACGUGCCCCUUCAUUCCGCUCGUAUAGAGCUGUGCAAAGCCGCUGUGCGGGAUUCGACCGAUCAAGGCGCAGCAUAUCGUGAAAUGGUGCACAACAUCCUCUAUCCAGUGAUGUCCUCCUCGGGGGUGAGUCUGGUCAGAUACGACGUGCACCAUGCGUUGCCGGCUACGGCUAACGCGCUGAUUGGCCGAGCCGCGCACAUCGCCGUCCUCGAUUCCGAGCUUUUCAUCGAGAAGUUCCUGCUGGUCGCCGGUCUGAAGUACUUCAGAUAAGGAAUGGACUGCCUAGCAACGCAAAAGAGUGAAUCGUUAAAUAGAAAAAUGAAAACAAAGAAGAAAAAAAGAAGAAGAUAGUCAAGGAAGAGAGAAAAUAAAAAAAAAACCUAGUCUAAUAAUAGCGAAUUAUUAGCAGCAGGGAGAGAUGAAGAAAAAGAAGAAGAAGAAGAAGAAAAAGAAGGAGAAAGAAAAUAAUAAAUAGAUAAAAUAAAAUAAAAUAAAAUAUCGAGAGCGGAUUCUCGUAACUCUCCGUGUCGUCUUCGAUCGCAUUAGGAUUAAAUUAACCCUCGUCCUGCUCGACAAUUGCCCCGCUUCUCCAAUCUUGAACCGAUUUAAUCGAUCCUCCUCCGCGACGCUUCGCUCCGUUUCUCUUCUUCCAACGAUCCGCACUGAUCGUUAGAUCGAUCGGGAGCGGGGCAAUUCGACGUUUUUACACGAUAAAAAAAAAAAAAAGAAAAAAAAAAAAAAAAGAAAAAAAAGUACGGCCGCAUCGUUCGGAACAACGUGUUUUAGAUAUGAACGUCGUCGAUCGGUUUCUCUCGUUAGGUUCCUAAGUGUCAUUCCAUCGAAGCGUUGGCGGCCAUCGAAGAUGAGCCAACGAAAUCGAGUGCGUCCCCUUCAUUCGCGAUUCAUCCAGCCAAAAAUGAACGAUUCUAACGUAAAGAAAAUGGACCUAUAUAUAUAUAUAUUGAGCGCAAGAAGAACUACGGGCCUACUUGCAUUGUUGUUUCCCGGCAACUGGCUUUCAACUUGAAUGAGAGCAAAAGUGGGAAUGUGUCGGUCAAGAAUUGGUUUCGUAAUGGGUGGUUUGAUGAUUGUUUCAUGCUUUUGUCGUUGUUCGAUGCGAGAAUGCUUUUAGAGGAAAUAGCGUUUGGAAGAAAGCGUGUUGUUUUCUUGAGAAUAUAGUUAGAACUGUGGUGGAAAUUGAUGAUAGUAUUUAGCAUUUGAUUACAUAGUCUCGUAAUUAAAAGAAAAAUUAUUUAUAUAUCUUUGUGGUGUUUUUCUUGAAAAAUUUAUUAAAUUUUAUAUUAGCAAUGACUGUGAAUUGUUGUUUAUUGUAUUUGACGAAAUCAAGAAAUUGUGGAUAUAUUUCGUUUUAACGGAAUUUAUAUAUGUGUUAAAUUACUCUUGUCGAUUGUAAGAAUCGGGAAUACGAAUUGAAAAGUCAGUGAUUUGAAACUUGAAUUGAAUGGGAAUUGAUGAUAUAAUAUCCUAGCGAGAACUGGAAUUGAAACCUCUUUUGCGGUGAUGAUAAAAUGUAAUAAUGUAAUGCUCCGUUUUAUUUUUAUCUAUAUAUUCCAUCUUGUCACGAUAUUAUAAAUAUCUACAUCAUUUAUUUUUUUAUCGAGAUAAAAUCGACCUCCUUAUGUAACAAGUAUCCUAUUCAAUUGAUUGAUAAUUAAGAUAUUUUUUUAAUUUUAUUUUCAUUUAUCUGUUCGAUAUAAAUUUACAAUAUUUUCAAAAUUAGAAAGUAACGCGAUGAUAUUUCAAAAUAAUCAAUAGAAAAUAUCGAUAAUUGUUAUGUAUAGGUAAACAAACAACAUCAAACCAUCCCAAACGCAUCAUCUCGCCCGAUUCGAGUUUUCGGCCUAUUACGAAAUCCGUGGCAAGAAAAAUAAAAGAAGAAUUAGUCGAAUCAGUCAUCGUUCAGAAAUGAAAUAGGGAUAAGGAUCGAUCGAACGAUUCUCGUCACCAUCCAUCAUCGUUGUCAUCGACAUUGAUUUCGAUUACAGAAAAAAUCCGUUUAAUAAUUCAUUCAUCGAAAAAAAAAAAAGAAACGAAGGAUCUCGUUCGAUCACAUCAAUAACGAAACGAGAAAGAGAGAAGAAAAAACUUAUACUCGCCUUUUUUUCCCCCGUUUCUCUUUAAGACUCGAGAGAACGCAGCGACGUUGCGCAUCGCUUGACGGAUUUCACCGUGGCUUCCUUUAUCGUAGCCUGGUGUCAGAACAAAAGAAGAAGAAAAAAAAAAAAAUGAAAAAAAUCUACGUGGAAGAAAAAAAAAAGAGAAAAAUAUCGUACGAAGUACGUUGUAUUUGAAAAAAUAAUAAAAAAAAGAAAAAGGAUUUAAAAGACAAUGCAGGGAUACAUUGUCUAGACGCUAGGAAAGUUACGAAACGCAUGUCAAUUGUUACUCUCAGAUAAGUGUGAGUGCGUGCGGUGUGCGGAGGAUGGAUGAGACGCGUAAUGUAUGAAAGGGAGAGAGAAAGAGAGAGAGAGAGAGAGUAUUCUAAUUUAAAAAAAGAAACGAAACACACAAAUAAAGAAAAAAAAAAGAAUAAAAUAAAAUGGCAACGUAACGUUUUAAAGAAGAGAAAGAAGAAAAGUGAAGAGAUAUGACAAGGAAUCAUCGAGAUUGUGAUAAGAAGAGGACACAAAAGAAUCGAGAUAAAAAAUGGAGAAGAUUGAAGAUUUUUAAAUGGUGUUUUGAGUUCGAAUGGUGAAAGUGAAAAAUUGAAAAUGGUGAGAAAUCGACGAACAGGAGCAAGACGAGGAGGAGAAUAGAAAGAGAGACGAGUCAAGUGACUAAAUAUUUUCAGGUAUAUGAAAUCCCUCCAAUACUAGAUCUCAAUUGCUCAGAACAAUCUAAUUAAAAAAAAAAAAAAAAGGAAAUAAAAAAAAAUAUAAUAAAAAAAAAAA